This is a messenger RNA of Toxorhynchites rutilus septentrionalis, 2267 nucleotides long. Its product is annotated as heat shock protein 70 A1-like. Gene Ontology annotation, biological process: cellular response to unfolded protein; protein refolding. Bases 173 to 2083 code for a protein of 636 amino acids. The record is from RefSeq and is a predicted model, not a curated record. Gene Ontology annotation, molecular function: ATP binding; ATP-dependent protein folding chaperone; misfolded protein binding. NCBI's taxonomy places the organism in Eukaryota, Metazoa, Arthropoda, Insecta, Diptera, Culicidae. The transcript has a single exon. Gene Ontology annotation, cellular component: cytoplasm.
UACGGACGGUUCGGGUAUGGCUCAUCAGUUCAAUUCGAGCAAGAUAGCAGCAACGAGCUAAAUUGAGAGCAACAAGUGAAGCAAACCAAUUGCGAAUAAUAGCGCGCUAAAGUAAAAAAGUGCAUUUCGGUGAACAAGAGUGAAUAAAGUUGCACCAUACACAAACAGCAAAAUGUCUGCGAUCGGAAUCGAUCUAGGUACCACGUACUCUUGCGUGGGUGUGUUCCAGCAUGGUAAAGUGGAAAUCAUCGCAAACGACCAGGGUAACCGAACCACUCCCAGCUAUGUGGCUUUCUCGGACACAGAACGUCUAAUUGGUGAUGCGGCAAAGAAUCAAGUGGCGAUGAACCCCAAAAACACUGUUUUCGAUGCCAAGCGGUUGAUUGGACGCAAAUUUGACGACCCAAAGAUUCAGGCGGAUAUGAAACAUUGGCCGUUUAAAGUUGUGAACGACAGCAGCAAACCGAAAAUUGAAGUUGAAUUCAAAGGCGAAAGGAAACGAUUUGCUCCGGAGGAAAUCAGUUCGAUGGUGUUGAUCAAAAUGAAGGAAACUGCUGAGGCGUAUUUGGGAAAGACGGUGAAGAAUGCAGUUAUUACUGUUCCGGCUUAUUUCAACGAUUCUCAACGCCAAGCGACGAAAGAUGCUGGAGCGAUUGCAGGACUCAACGUGAUGAGAAUCAUCAAUGAACCAACGGCAGCUGCAUUGGCUUACGGUUUGGACAAAAAUCUCAAAGGAGAACGAAAUGUGUUGAUUUUCGAUUUGGGUGGCGGAACCUUCGACGUGUCGAUUCUCACCAUUGACGAAGGAUCGCUAUUUGAAGUGCGAGCCACUGCGGGAGAUACUCAUUUGGGAGGUGAAGAUUUCGAUAAUCGAAUGGUAUCACACUUUGUGGAAGAAUUCAAGCGUAAAUACAAAAAGGAUGUUUCAACGAAUCCACGUGCUCUGAGACGUUUGAGAACGGCGUGUGAACGAGCCAAGCGCACACUUUCAUCGAGUACCGAAGCAACGGUCGAAAUUGAUGCGCUAUUGGAUGGAAUUGAUUAUUAUACCAAAAUCUCUAGAGCUCGUUUCGAGGAACUAUGUUCGGAUUUGUUCCGCGCUACUCUACAACCAGUUGAGAAGGCCCUUUCGGAUGCCAAAAUGGAUAAAUGUUCAAUCGACGAUAUCGUUUUGGUUGGUGGUUCAACUCGAAUUCCAAAAGUGCAAUCACUUCUCCAGAACUUCUUCUGUGGAAAGUCAUUAAAUCUGUCGAUCAAUCCUGACGAAGCCGUUGCUUAUGGUGCCGCAGUACAAGCCGCCAUUCUCAGUGGAAAUAAAGACGAGAAGAUUCAGGAUGUGCUAUUGGUUGACGUGGCCCCAUUGUCACUUGGAAUCGAAACAGCCGGAGGAGUGAUGUCUCAACUGAUUGAGCGCAACAGUAGAAUUCCAUGCAAACAAACACAAACUUUCUCCACCUAUUCCGACAACCAGCCAGGUGUCUCGAUUCAGGUAUUCGAAGGGGAACGAACCAUGACCAAGGACAACAACCUACUUGGACAGUUUGAUCUAUCUGGAAUUCCUCCGGCUCCGAGAGGUGUUCCACAAAUUGAAGUCACAUUCGAUCUUGAUGCAAACGGUAUCCUGAACGUCUCCGCCAAAGAGAAGAGCACUGGAAACGAGAAGAACAUAACGAUCAAAAACGACAAAAGUCGAUUGAGCCAAGCGGAAAUUGAUAAAAUGGUUUCUGAUGCUGAGAAAUACCGCGAAGAGGACGAGAAGCAGAGGGAACGAAUUUCGGCCAGGAAUCAAUUGGAAGGUUACUGCUUCCAGUUGAAACAAUCGCUGGACACUGCUGGAGAAAAGCUGAACGAAUCGGACAAGAACACAGUGAAAGAUAAAUGCGAUGAGACACUGCGCUGGCUGGAUGGAAACACGAUGGCGGAAAAGGAUGAAUAUGAUCACAAAAUGCAGGAACUGAGCCGAUUAUGCAGUCCCAUUAUGACACGAUUACAUCAGGGUGCAGCUUCUGGUGGAGCUAACUGUGGACAACAAGCUGGUGGAUUUGGAGACCGAACGGGUCCUACUGUCGAAGAAGUGGAUUAAGCAAAUUAUAUUAUUAGCUUAAAACGACUGAUUAGAUUUUUAGUUUCAAAUAUUUAUUAUUUUAGCUCCUAGUACAAUUGAUUUUGUAUUUAUUGUUAUUAAUUUGUAAACAAGUUGACUAAAACACUCUUAAAAUUAAUUGAUAUUGGCUGAACUUGAAAAAUACAUAACUAGUUCUAUCAGA